UAACACUUUAUUGCCCCAGUAAAAUGAUGGAAGACAUGACAACGAUUGUGUUACCACUGUUGAUAAUGUACACCUACAUGAACGCUGAGGUGUUAGCGCUGACUUCAUGUGAAGAGUCAGCCAUGACAGUAAGAAUUGUUACGCGAUGCCCAUCAGAUUUGUCAUCAUGGGAAAAUGCCGCCAAAAGUAUGAAGUGUGAAUCCAUAGACAACAACUGUUUACAUACUAUAAGAAGCAAAGGGGAUCAUCGCUUUCAAUACCAUUGCGUGAUCAAUACCUGGAUGAAUGCUACUUUUGAAGUGUGUGCACCCAAUCGAAUCAUUUUUGGUUAUUGUACAGAGUACAAUGUCAUGGGACGAGUCAUACAAGAAAAUUAUGAUGCAAAUUGUACAACGCAUGACCCGCCAUGUCCAGCAAUUUACAAUUCGACAGAUGCCUAUAAAUAUAAAACAUGCUAUGACUUGGUAAGAAAGAAUCGUCAAAAGAAAGAAAACAUGGAUAAAGAUUCACAGAAUCCGGACUUCAUAUCCAACUCAGAGAGGUGCGUUUAG
Molecule: messenger RNA, 551 nt
Organism: Magallana angulata
Lineage: Eukaryota; Metazoa; Mollusca; Bivalvia; Ostreida; Ostreidae
Exons: 4
Coding region: 24-551 (175 amino acids)
Source: RefSeq, a predicted model, not a curated record